Molecule: messenger RNA, 1266 nt
Organism: Colletotrichum orchidophilum
Lineage: Eukaryota; Fungi; Ascomycota; Sordariomycetes; Glomerellales; Glomerellaceae
Product: 26S protease regulatory subunit 6B
Exons: 3
Coding region: 1-1266 (421 amino acids)
Biological process (GO): proteasome-mediated ubiquitin-dependent protein catabolic process
Cellular component (GO): proteasome regulatory particle, base subcomplex
Molecular function (GO): ATP hydrolysis activity; proteasome-activating activity; ATP binding
Source: RefSeq, a predicted model, not a curated record
AUGGGUGACGUCUUGGUAGAAAACCCGGCCAACCAAGUUGCUCCUCACAAGAAGACGGCUCCCUCAACAAUCCCUAGUAUCGAGAACUUUGAGGGCAUCGCGACGGAGGGGGGUGAUGACUAUGCCACAUUGAAAAAGUUGCAGAGACAACUGGAGUAUAUCCAGUUGCAGGAGGAGUACAUCAAGGAUGAGCAGAGGAGUCUGAAGCGCGAGCUCGUCCGGGCUCAGGAAGAGAUCAAGCGGAUCCAGAGUGUUCCUUUGGUGAUUGGGCAAUUUAUGGAGGCCAUCGACCAGAAUACCGGAAUCGUUCAGUCGUCCACGGGCUCGAAUUAUGUUGUCCGCAUCCUUUCAACCCUCGACCGCGAGAAGCUCAAGCCCUCUUCCUCCGUCGCCCUCCACCGCCACUCCAACGCCCUCGUCGACAUCCUCCCUCCGGAAGCGGAUUCAUCCAUCGCCAUGCUUGGCGCCGACGAGAAGCCCGAUGUGACAUACGCCGAUGUUGGUGGUUUGGAUAUGCAGAAGCAGGAGAUCCGUGAGGCUGUCGAGCUGCCGCUGACGCACUUCGACCUCUACAAGCAGAUUGGUAUCGACCCUCCUCGCGGUGUCUUGCUCUAUGGUCCUCCGGGAACGGGAAAGACGAUGCUGGUCAAGGCUGUGGCGAACUCCACAACGGCAAACUUCAUUCGUGUUGUCGGAUCCGAGUUCGUGCAGAAGUAUCUCGGUGAGGGUCCUCGUAUGGUCCGUGACGUCUUCCGCAUGGCUCGCGAGAACGCCCCCGCCAUUAUCUUCAUCGACGAGAUCGACGCCAUCGCGACGAAGCGUUUCGAUGCGCAGACUGGUGCCGAUCGCGAAGUUCAGCGUAUUCUCCUGGAGCUUCUCAAUCAGAUGGACGGUUUCGACCAGACCGCCAACGUCAAGGUGAUCAUGGCCACGAACAGAGCCGACACCCUCGACCCUGCCCUUCUCCGUCCCGGACGUCUGGACCGCAAGAUCGAGUUCCCUAGCUUGAGAGACAGACGCGAGCGCCGUCUCAUUUUCUCUACUAUUGCUAGCAAGAUGAGUCUGGCCCCCGAGGUCGACAUGGACUCCCUGAUUGUUCGCAACGACCCUCUCAGUGGUGCUGUUAUCGCUGCCAUCAUGCAGGAGGCUGGUCUCCGUGCUGUGCGGAAGAACCGCUACAACAUUAUCCAGAGCGAUUUGGAGGAUGCUUACUCAAGCCAGGUCAAGGGUACGAGCGACGAGAACAAGUUUGAUUUCUACAAAUAA